This is a messenger RNA of Daldinia vernicosa, 1494 nucleotides long. Its product is annotated as ankyrin. The record is from RefSeq and is a predicted model, not a curated record. Gene Ontology annotation, cellular component: cytoplasm; nucleus. Gene Ontology annotation, molecular function: protein binding. The coding region runs from base 1 to 1494 and encodes 497 amino acids. NCBI's taxonomy places the organism in Eukaryota, Fungi, Ascomycota, Sordariomycetes, Xylariales, Hypoxylaceae. The transcript has a single exon.
AUGCCUCAAGCGGAGCCUCAGGUUGAGCCUCAGGUCGAGCUUCACACGGAUCUCAUUAUCGCCAACAAGGGUACCUCGAAGGGACUUACAGGAAUGCCGGUCGAGUUGAUUCUCGACAUCGCGAAGUACAUGAGCCAAUCCAGUAAGGCUCGUCUAGCCCAGACUUGUCGCUGCCUCUCAACCUUGAUGGAGAAACCUCUACACGAUCAGGAUAGCAAAGAGGAUCGACAUGCACUUUGGUGGGCUUGCGUGAAUAACGAACAUAAACUUCUACGACGCAUCCUCAACUCUGACUUGAGCCUUGUUAACUACCGCUUUCAAAAGGCCCAUACUCUCAAUCUCAAACUUGUACCCUCCACCCAACAACACCUACUGAGGGUUUGCGCCCAACAUAAAGGCGCUGAUUUCAGCAUUCAUCUGACCCCUCUCACGGUAGCCAUUCGAUUUGGAAGUUUCAAUUGUUUCACUACUCUACUCAAAUGGAAUGCAGACGUGAACGAUGCCGUCCCCUCCAAUGGCAUGGGUCCUGGGAAGCUUUGGCAACCCAUCCACUGGGCGGUUCGCCUAACCAAGAGCGGUAGAGACUUUGAAGACUGUGUCCGUCUUCUGAUCGAGCAUGGCGCCAACAUUAAUCAAGCUCCUGGAUUGUCCGGAUCAACUGGAAUGUUUGGAGGUGGUAUUCCUCUACAUGAGGUGAUCGACUUUCAGCCCUAUUUCCGAAAAGACCGGUCGGAGCCCCGUUCAGACGCUGUAUACGAAACUCAACUAAAGAUGCGCGUCAGUAAGGCCAAAGCACUCCUUAAAUUCGGAGCGGACCCUAAUAUUGGGGGAAAUAUCAGUGAAACUCCGAUCUUCAAGGCGGCACAAUCUUUAGCUUCCUACGACCCGAACUCCCCGUUCGUAAACCAGAUUGUGUUUCGUUACGAUGUUAAGCGCGUCUACGAAGAAGUUGUAGUGGCCAAUGCCUUGCAGCUUUUCAAAGCCUUGAUUAAACAUGGCGGAAACCCGAAUAUUUCCUGCCGUGGCACCACCGCCCUGCAUCUCCUAUGCAAACGCAGCCGAGAGUAUAGGCCCCUGAUCUAUUACCUCUUACAGGCAGGAGCUCGGAUCAAUGCUUCCGACGCAGAUGGCCGCACCCCUAUUUACGAAUACGUGAUGUACCCUCGUCAUUACACACUACUAAUCGAAUUCAUUAAGCGAGGUGCGAAUGUUAACCAUCGCGAUUCCAAGGGCCGCACCCCGCUACACGUAGCCUGCGCCGACUAUAAUAUGUGCCACUCAAAGCUUCAAGAUACUGUUAGGGCACUAAUUGAGAACGGGGCCAAUACUCUUCUGGUUGACAACGAAGGCAAGACCCCGCUUCAGCUUCUUGACACACGAAGGAUCCCGACCUCUCUCGAAACCCGAAGGAUUCUCCUCAAGGCAUCUGGAAUUGAUGUGAGAGGUUGGGGAGAUGAUCAAUACGAGGACGAUGCCGAUUGGGGUUCAUAUUGA